GAAAGGAGAGACGGAGAGGGAGAGCGAGCGAGAGAGAGAGAGAGAGAGAGAGAGAGAGCAUAAAAGAGACACACAUAUCCACAUAGUACAUACACAUACACACACACACACACACAAACACACACAGACACACAAGGGUUUGUACACACAUACACACACAGUCUGUAUUUGUGUUUUGGAGAAGACAAAGUAAGUACAGCUUGGUCUUGGGUGAGUGGGCGGGGCCUGUAGACUCCGCCCCCUUUGAAGGGAGGGUAUAUAAGGAGGUGCGGCGGCAGGCGGGAGCUCAGUAGCUCAUUGGCAAGGAUGCGGAGCCUCAAGCACCUGAAGCCUCAUAACAGGAGGAGUGCGGAGGAGAAGACACAGCGGGCAGUCCAAUGCCCGUCUGAGGUCAUGCGUGGGCGCGCGGAGGUGGGCACUCAGACGGAGCCAGUGGUGGUGCUGUCGCUGGCGCAGGCCGCCGUGCUCGGCCUCAUCUCGCAGAACGAGGUCUUCGGAGCCACCAUCGCCCCCAACGGAUUCUACACGGGCGACCCCAAAGAGUCCCCCGCACCCCCCGGAGAGAGGAUGGACUACGAGUACGCUGACCAGCUGAUAGGGGCCAACGGAGAUUACCUGGGCCAGAACGGCCUGGUGGAGGACGGAGGAGGUGGAGGAGGAGGAGCAGGGGGAGGUGGAGGAGGAGGAGGAGGAGCACACAUGCCCCCCGGCGCCCACCCGGACUGCGGAGACCGCCGCUGGCACGGACCCCCACACGACGGCCCCAAACCCCCCACGGGCCACCCGGACCCCACCGGAGUCAAAGGUGAAGGGUCAUCCUCCGGAUCCGGCCUGCCCCCUUGUGGCCACAUGAUGACCGGCAUGCCCGGCGGGAUGGGCGAUCCGGCAGGAGGGUACAGGCUGGCGCACAAGGACCCCUUGCCGCCCCCUCCGCCACAGCACGCCGGCUGCCCAGACUGCCUGCGCGAAGCCAAGAGCUCCCACACUCCGACGCCGCAGGGAGACCCCCACGGGCACCCGCACGGGGGCCACCACCUGCACCCGCACGGACCCCCACACGGCCACCCGCACUCCCAGCCACACACCUCCGCAGGAGGCCACGGCCACCCCCCGGGCAAGAGAGGAGGAGGAGGCGGCGGCGCUGGAGGCUCGGUCGGAAACAACGACGACCGGGGAGGAGAUGAGAACGGCCGCAACCGCGCCACCCCCGGCGGAGACGAGGACAUGAGCGGCUACUUCCAGCACAGCGACGUGGGCGGCUACGAGUCCAGCGAGAUGGGCGGCCCCGGCGGAGAGUUUGAGGAGAACAGCCAGGGCAUGUUCUGGAACGACCCGGGAGAGGGUGGCGGAGGCGGAACAGGAGGAGGUGGUGGUGGAGGAGGAGGAGGAGCAGGAGGAGGAGGAGGAGCAGCAGGAGGUGUGUCUGGAGGGGGCACAGGCAGAGGGGGUGGCAGAGGCAGGGGACGAGGUGGCGGCGCCCACCAUCACCACCACCACCAUCACCACCACCACCACUCGGGUCGCCGCAUCGACCGGCUGGACAUCAACAUCCAGAUCAACGAGUCGUACUGCGUGGACGUGGGCGAGGGCCUCCGGCGCUGGAAGUGCCGCAUGUGCGACAAGUCCUACACCUCCAAGUACAACCUGGUGACGCACAUCCUGGGCCACAACGGCAUCAAGCCGCACGCCUGCCCGCACUGCGGCAAGCUCUUCAAGCAGCCCAGCCACCUGCAGACGCACCUGCUCACGCACCAGGGCACGCGGCCGCACAAGUGCACCGUCUGCAAGAAGGCCUUCACGCAGACCAGCCACCUGAAGCGGCACAUGCUGCAGCACAGCGACGUCAAGCCCUACAGCUGCCGCUUCUGCCGGCGCGGCUUCGCCUACCCCAGCGAGCUGCGCGCCCACGAGGCCAAGCACGAGCGCGGCCGCUGCCACGUAUGCGCGCAGUGCGGCAUGGAGUUCCCCACCUACGCCCACCUCAAGCGCCACCAGGCCAGCCACCAGGGGCCGCACGCCUUCCAGUGCGCCCAGUGCCACAAGAGCUUCCCCUACCGCAGCCAGCUGCAGAGCCACAUGCUCAAGCACCAGCCGGGCCGCUCCUACGCCUGCUCGCAGUGCGGCCUGCAGUUCCAGCAGCUCUACCUGCUGCGCCAGCACGCCUUCACGCACAAGGGCAGCACGCCCACCACGCCCCGCGUCAAGGGACGCAAGGGCUUCAAGUGUGACGUGUGCGCUCGUGAGUUCACCCUGUCGGCCAACCUGAAGCGUCACAUGCUGAUCCACGGCAGCGUGCGCCCCUUCCAGUGCCACGUCUGCUUCAAGUCCUUCGUCCAGAAGCAGACGCUCAAGACCCACAUGAUCGUGCAUCUGCCCGUCAAGCCCUUCAAGUGCAAGGUUUGUGGGAAGUCCUUCAACCGAAUGUACAACCUGCUGGGCCACAUGCACCUGCACGCGGGCAGCAAGCCCUUCAAGUGCCUCUACUGUCCCAGCAAGUUCACCCUGAAGGGAAACCUCAGCCGCCACAUGAAGGUCAAACACGGCAUGGACGUCUCUCCCGACGGACAUGAAGGCGAGGUGCUAAAGCAAGAAGAUGACUCCGACGCCCCGCCGGAGCUGGAGCCCCAGGAGGACUACGAGGAGGAGAACUUUGACUUCGCCCCGCCGGAGAACAUGGAGAACAACGAGGCGCCCAACCUCACCAAGCUGUCGGAGGUGGCCAUCCAGGAGCUGGACUAUUACAACUUUGGCAAGGACGUGGGCAACUUCAACUCGGCCUGAGAAGCCAGAGGAUAGGGGCCACCGCCGCCCUCACAAACACACAUACGCACAUACACACACACACACAGUAUAUAGACACAACUUAACCUUAUCCCAACGAAAUGAUUCGAACCCCCUGACACCUCCCCACUCCUUACCUCUGCCACAUAACAGAUGACAUACACCAGCUAACACAUACACUCACACAUCGGCAAACACACACACACACACACACACACACACACACACACACACACACACACACACACACACACACACACACACACACACACACACACACACAUAUGUAUACACAUACACGCACACACAGACAAAAACACAUGCACACUCUUACACAUGAAUGAACCCAUGAACCUGAUGCCAGCACUUGUCUGGUGCCUCCUGACUGACCUUGUGUGUGUGUGUAAAGACAGAACUCGACCCCAGGGGGAGUCCUAGAGGGGGCGCUGCAGUGGAGGGCAGCUACCAUCUUUUGCCCCGUCCUCACUGUGCCGUCAUUGGGCUUCAGUUUCCACUGAGGGACCACAUGAGUCUGGAGACACGCAUACACACACACACACACACACACACACACACACACACACACACACACACACACACACACACACACACACACACACACACACACAAGCGCGCGCGCACACACACACACACACACACACACUCACAUAGACAUAUAUAUAUACACACACACAUCCCUCAUACCCCCACACUUACAGCUUCCUCUUCCCUGCCCCCCCCAACCCCCCUCUUCAAAAGCAGCGAUGGAUGGACCUUCUGAAAGUCUACAGCGCUGGGACUGUUUUCAGACUGGAAGUUCCAUACACACAGGAAGCUCUAGUGUGGUGUUCCUGCAUAUUAAAGAAGAAGAAGAAAAAAAAGAGAACGUGCAUUUGCAUUGUGGUCAUAUUAGAGGUGAAAAAUAUUUAAAGGACUGUUCUUCAUCUUCCAUAAUCCACCUGUCCUGUUACUUUGGUGAGAGAGAGCGCAUGUUGCAUAUGUUUAUGGGUGGAGUUGAACAAGAGUAGGUAUGUUGUGUGGGAGAAAAGAAUGGGAGAAGGUGUUUGUGCGUGUGUGUGUGUUUGGGUGUCUGUGUGCGUCUGUGUGUGCGUGCGUGCGUGCGUGAGUGUGUGCGUGCGUGUGUGUGUGUGUGUCCGUAAAAGCGUUUCCAGUUUCAAAAAGUAAAACCUGCAGUGCAUUGGUUUUGUGUUUGCACCUAACCAAGGGGAUGCCACUUGACUGCUAUGGGCCCUGGUUGCAAUUAGUUGACAACACAAAAUGGUCAGAUGGUAGUGAAAGCGAAAAGUGACAGCCUACCCGGGAAACUCCAACUCCCAUUGUCAUUGUGACACUGCACUCAGUGCUCACUGCACACAGCGAAAUUGCAUGUAUGCCUCGCACAUGCAAGGGGGCAGCCCCCAAUGGCGCCCCAAGGGGCCCUACCUUCUUGGCCAGGACUCACCUUCUUGGCCAGGACUCCCUGGAAGAAGAGUUAGUCUAACUCAAUGGGACUUUCCUGAUUAAAUAAAGGUUAAAUAAAUAAAACAUAAAAGGGAGCAGUGCUGUGGGAUGGUACCAUGCUUAGGGUACCUCAGUCAUGGAGGAGGAUGGGGGAGAGAACCGGUUAAUUACUCCCCCCACCAACCUGGCGGGUCGGGAAUCGAACCUUUGGGAUACAGGUCUGAUGCCCUAACCACUUACCCAUGACUGCCCCUUAGAAUAGAUAGAAUACAGCAUGUGACGGGUGUCUUUACUUUCUGAAGCCAGAAUUGGUACGUAUGUACGUGUGUGUGCAUGCGUGCGUGUUUGUGUGUGUGCGUGUUUGUGUGUGUGUGAGUGUAGGAGGGGAAGGAUGUGUGUGUAUGUGUGAUGUUUACCCCCUCCCUUACCAAAGCUCUUGCCAUACGACAGACCAUUACAAUACAUUACCCCAAACAAUUAGUGUCCUGACCACUGACUACCCACCACACCACCACCACCACCCUAGAAAGAAAGAAAAAGCAACUACGCCUGACCCAUGCCCUGGGACCUGAGGUUGUCCGGUCCCUCAAAACCUAAUGGUUUAGUACUGUGAGAUAUAUCUCAGUUUAAAAAGAAAAAGUAUGUUUAAAAAAAAAAAAAGAAGAAAAAAAAACGGUGUACUUAACUCUAGGUCUCAGUAUAGUCAUUUAGCUCUUCAUGGACUAACUUUCAUUGUUGGCAAGAACUUGUGAUCCUUCAUUCCUUCUGGCAUCUGCUUUGUUUGAUUGCUGAGGUUGUUCUAGCGCAUUCUGAGUUCCGAUGCCCGUUCACGUUCAAUUUUUAGUCAUCUGAGGAACUGCAAUCUUAACAUCCGAGAAAAAAAAGAGAUUACAGUUUUUCGUUACUGAAUGCUAUUUAUUUUGCACUUUUUUGAUGGAAACACACUUAAAAAAGAGAAGGGGAGGGUUAAAGAGAACUCAAUUCAAGUAUUUAGCCACUAACCUUCCUUUUGGCUGGUUUUCUGGUGAAGCCUUAAACCUUUUAUCCUGGAAUUUUAUUUUUGUUUAUGAAAAAAAAAUUAAAAGUUUCUUUGUUUUUAUUUCUGUUACAGCUUCCAGUGUAGACUAGCUCUAGAAUCAGUGGCUAAUGGUCUGAAUUGAAUUCACCCACCCUGCCUUCUCUCUACCAAGAGGCUCAUGUUGACCUUUGACCCUUUGUGUAAGAACUCAUUUCAUCAUCACUACUUCCUGCUCCCAGCUGCCAUCUGCCCACUCUGUAGAUAGUUAUUGAAGCUUUUCUUUUUCAUGCUGGUUGCCAGGCCAUUCUGUCCUGUCUUUGUGGAAGAAAAAAAAUCUGUUUCUGUUUUUGCAAAAGAAAGGGAGAGUUGGAAGAUGGAGGGGGGGGUAACGAGGGAGGCAGGGCAGUCGGUGCAGCUUUGCUCUUUUGGGAGAUUCAUUAGUCUGUUAUUCGAACUCACAAAAAAUGGAUGGAUGGCUUGUCUUCUCUUUUGGUUAUGAGUAGUGCAACCGACUUUGAAAAAUCACUCCUGGUUAUUUAAUAAAGAUUCUCUAGUUCAGACAUUCAA
Molecule: messenger RNA, 5827 nt
Organism: Engraulis encrasicolus (European anchovy)
Lineage: Eukaryota; Metazoa; Chordata; Actinopteri; Clupeiformes; Engraulidae
Gene: znf710b
Product: zinc finger protein 710b
Exons: 6
Coding region: 307-2781 (824 amino acids)
Biological process (GO): regulation of gene expression
Cellular component (GO): nucleus
Source: RefSeq, a predicted model, not a curated record